AUGGUCCACUCCACGCACCUCGGAGAUAGACCUCCAAUCUACAAAAUCGACCUCUCUCUCCCGCCAGCGGAGCGUUAUAUCGAACUAGCCAGUAUAUACCGCAUUCAACUACGAUCUAUCUCGCAUAUCUUCGAUGAUCUCGUUUCGUCCAUUCACCCUAACAUCCCUCUUGGGCUCGUUCACAAACUAGCCCGACUCUGUAUGCGGCGUCUGUACACUUCGGAAGAAACCGAGGAAAUCCGCGGAAUCAGCAAAGCCACUGAUAUACCAUUAUAUCUUCUAGUUGCCUUUAAUGUCCUGCUUGACCUUCUUAUGGGCUGUACCAGUGGAGGUGUAAGAGUAAAACCCCACCGUGAUGCAACGGAGACGAAGAUGCUGCAUUUCAGAACCCUAGACUGGGGUAUGGAUGCAUUGAGAGAAUUGGUGGUUCAGCUAGAUUACGUUCGAGGACCAGAUACAGAGAAAGUUCUCGCGAGGAGUAUCACUUAUGUUGGUUUCGUUGGCGUUUUGACUGGAGUGAGAAAGGAUCUUAGCCUAUCUCUCAAUUUUCGGCCUACACAUAAUGUGGUAUCCUGGGUUUCGAAUUUCUUCUUCUACGCAAACCAUCUGCUUGUCUUGUUUGGGAUUCGUCCCUCGAUUGCAUCACUGCUUCGACAAUACAUCGUUCCUGAGUUGAACGAUAAAGAAUCGCAAGAGCACCAGACAGUUCUCCAUAUGGAAGAAAAAUAUGGGCCUGAAUCGCAAGCUCCAUCCCUAGUCAAAAUCGAAUCGACUCUUCCUUCAAUACCAACCACAGCAGCGUAUCUGAUCUUCAGCGACGGUAUAUCCACCCUGACCAUGGAAAAAGACUACCGGAGUGCCGUCAUCCGAAGCUCAACCUCUUUCAUCGUCACCACCAAUAACGAUCUAGAACCAGACACUCCUCCAACAGAGCAAGUCGCAGCACAGAAACGAAAGACUCAUGCAGGCCUGGGAGUGAUUGCUGGUGAAACACAAAGUGUGGCUGACAUCAUUGAAGAUAGCAAUGAGCGGCGAGACUGCAUGCAGAAGAACUGGGAUAAGAAAGUUCAUCGUGAGCAGCAGAGAAGAGCUACAACUAGUCAGUUUGGCAGAAAUCACCGAUCCGGGGAUGAGAAGCUUCAUUCAAUGAAAGAAAAGAGAUACUCGACCAGGUCCAGUAAGAAGAGUCAAUCUCUCCAGAGCUACACGCGACUUCGUGGAUCCCCCAUUCGAGAGAUGAAUACCAUCAAAGCGACCAAAUUCGAUGAUGAGUCCGUCUCAGCGACACCGAAAGAGGCCAUUAAGUGGCUAAGUGGCUGGCCCGUGACAAAUGAAACGACACACUAUGCGAUGCUCAUGGACCCCACUGAGGGAGAGAUCAUAUGGAUCAAGCGUUAUCUGGAGCCCGUUGAUUUGUAUUCUAGUUAG
Paecilomyces variotii is the source of this 1428-nucleotide messenger RNA. RefSeq names its product beta subunit of N-acylethanolamine-hydrolyzing acid amidase-domain-containing protein. Gene Ontology annotation, molecular function: hydrolase activity, acting on carbon-nitrogen (but not peptide) bonds. The transcript has a single exon. The coding region runs from base 1 to 1428 and encodes 475 amino acids. Lineage: Eukaryota; Fungi; Ascomycota; Eurotiomycetes; Eurotiales; Thermoascaceae. The record is from RefSeq and is a predicted model, not a curated record.